Molecule: messenger RNA, 1093 nt
Organism: Aricia agestis (brown argus)
Lineage: Eukaryota; Metazoa; Arthropoda; Insecta; Lepidoptera; Lycaenidae
Product: C-type mannose receptor 2-like
Exons: 5
Coding region: 56-1018 (320 amino acids)
Source: RefSeq, a predicted model, not a curated record
GCCGCCGCGUCGCGAGGAACGGUCGUCUGAACUGUAGCUUAUCAGAAGCGGCAAAAUGAAAACAAAUCUAUUUUGCUUAUUAUUAUUCCUGUAUACGUACAAAGAAGUGUAUUCUGAUAUCAAUAGCAAGUUCUUCAGAAAAGAUUAUGUGGCGAUAAAUGGGACAGGAGCGUUCUACAAACUGCAUUUCGAGAGGAGGAGUUGGGCAGCAGCCAGGGAAGUCUGUGAGGCUGAGGGGGCGAGCCUCUUCUACCCAGUUGAUGACGACGAGGCCAGGAUUGUCAUGCAGCAUCUGAGGCAGACGGUCGGCGUAUUCAGCCGACUUUUUAUAGGAAUAUCGAAGCCCUAUUCUCAUUAUAUUUUCGAAACAGUUGAUGGCACGUUGAUGGCAGAUGUGUACCAUAAAUGGCGUCCUAACCAGCCAGAUGACUACAACGGGACUGAAGACUGCGUUGCUCUAGACGCUUCCGACGAACUCCUAGAUGACUACCCGUGCGAUGCCAAGUUGCUGUUCCUCUGCAAGAAGACAGAGACAUCUCUGAAAUGGAAUGUUCUCUGUGACAUUCCUGAUCUAGAUUACGAGUACGUGGAUACCCUGGGAAGAUGCUACAAGCUGCAUUUAACACCCAGGACGUGGAGCGACGCGUACGCCGUGUGCCGAAUGGAGCAAUCAUACUUGGCCAUCGCCAAUACACAAGGAGAGGCGAAAUAUUUGGCGAAGCUGAUGGACAGAGCUUCUUCACAUAACGAAAUUGAGUACUCCGGUGCGAUACAUCUUGGGUUCAAGAAAAUUGGAACUUGGAAAACUACACAUAGUGUUCCUCUAUACGAUAGCGGCUACAAGAACUGGGCAAAGGGACAACCUGAGGGAAACGAUAAAAUAUGCGGCUCCAUGUCUAACGACACUCUUCUCAGCGGCGUCAACUGUGAAGACGAAGCUAUUUUCAUAUGCGAACAUGAAAUAAGCCUGCUCAAGUUGAGCAUAGACCUGAAAUUCGGAACAGAUGACGCGGACUAGCUAAUGUUAAAAUUAUACUUUGGCCUAAAACUUUUAUAUCGAUAAGUAUUUAUAAAAAUAGAUUUUUCUGGAACA